Triticum turgidum subsp. durum (durum wheat) is the source of this 1287-nucleotide messenger RNA. NCBI's taxonomy places the organism in Eukaryota, Viridiplantae, Streptophyta, Magnoliopsida, Poales, Poaceae. The record is from the annotation of a GenBank genome assembly.
AUGGCAUCUGGAAGCCGCGGCGACAUGGACGGGAGGCGAUGGUCGGACCUCCCGGCGGACGUGCUCCGUGAGAUAUCCGGCCGCGUGCGCGCCGCCGCCGGCUUCGUCAGCUUUCACGGCGUCUGCAAGCAAUGGCGCGGCUCGCGCGACCCGCUAUCCCGGCGGGCGAGGGCAACCAGGACCCAAUUCCUGCCAUGGCUCCUCGCGCCGCCGGACGAAGAACCCGGCCACUUGAAAUUCAGGUGCGUCUUCUCCAAGGCCAGCUACCGCGUGGUGCCCCCUUCGCCCGUGCCCCGGAGAAACUGGGUGUGCAGGACGGACGGAGCCGGCGUGUGGUAUCUGGCCGUCGACGAACGCCUCCGCCCUAGCCUCCACGACCCUCUCACCGGAGCCGUCGCCCACCUGCCCACCUUCCCGUGGGGAGAGGGGUUUAACCCCUGUGGCGUCAUCUUCGACGACGGCACCACAUUCCUGUACAGCUACAAUGGAAGAAGUGGAUGGUUCAGGGCAGCUCUCCUGCGUCCCGGUGAUGCCGAGUGGACGGCCAUCGAGAGGACCCUCGAAGCACCUUUGAUUUGGUACCGUGAGUUCUGCGCCACUUACCACGGUGGCAAGAUCAUGGUGACUGCUGAUGCUAGCCUGUGGCACGUAGUCACGCCUGAAGGUGAUGAUGGUGACGACGUGUUGGUACCAAGGCCGCCACCAUGUUUGCCGUCGGAGGAAGAGCCCUCCUCCUCGCGCCGUUACAGCCAUGUCCUCGAGUCCUGCGGCGAGCUUCUGUGGGUGCUUGUCCAGGUCCAGUUGCGCAGUUACACUCCUAAGAGCGGCCUCAGACCCGUGCUCUCGGUGGUUGUGCACGCGCUAGGGGAGGAGACAACGACGUCGCCACCGGAGAAGAAUACACCACGGUGGGUGAGGAAAGACGGUCAUGGCCUGACCGACCGCGUGCUGUUCCUCGGGUGGCCCAACAGCUUCGCCAUGGAUGCCUCGCGGCUGUUGGGCGGUAGGGACGUCGACGGCGGGUGUGUCUACUUCGUCUACCGUGAAAAUGCGGACUUGCCACGUGAACGUGAAGAGGUCGGCGUGUUCAGGUACAACCUCGUCGAUGACAAGAUCAAGUACUGGUACUACGGUCGUCAAAACAAUCUUGAGAUCAUCGAGCGACUGCCUCAAGGAUUGGACGAGGGGAGGUGCGCGUGGCUACUACCCCAACCUGCUAUUGCUCCAAUUCAGGAACUCAAUGAGAGGGCGUUGAAGGCUCAAGAGCUCAAGCAGCAGCCGAUCUAG